AUAAUUACUUUUAUCGAGUCAAAUUAGAACGUGACUAUUAUUCGAGAUGGAUGAAAGGUCUGAUUGUAGAUGGGAAACGAAUUAUUAAAGACAUUGGGCAAACUUAAAAUCAGUCGAGAGAAUGAUAAUUUUUAUGAAACAAAUGCCGAAAAUGAGAGUAAGGAAUUUCAAGUAGGAUUUUAGUAUCUUACAUAUAUAAUCUAUGGAUUAUUAAUUCUAAUGGUGGAUUGUAUCUGAUUUUAAUUUUAUACGAAUUCUAGAUAAAAUGGUGUACUGUUGAUGUAAAGUUUUAGAAUCCCUUAAAUCAUAAAUCUUGAAUCCUAAAUCAAUGUCAUUUUACACCCCAUGCCCCAAGAGUUCAUACUUAAUUACAAAAAAUGCCAUCAUAAUUUCUGUUUUUGUAUAAGCUUUCCACCCCCACAAACUUCCAGCACAUGCUCACUUUCCCUUUCUGUUGAGUUUGGACAGAUGUUCCCAUUAACCCUCUCUUCUGCCAUGUCUUCAUUUGGCAAUAGAACAAAAAACCAAUCUCUGCACAUUACCAAAGCUUUCCUUUGCCGUGUACUUUGACCAUGAUCUUAUCCCAAGAAUCUCUUUUGAAUUCAAUUUUCAUUUCGAUUUCAAAUUCAAAACAACUAGAGAGAAGCUACAACAUAGAACCCGAUCUUCUCCACUUUUGAAAGAGGCUAAUUAUCAUCACCUGAAUCUUGACAAUUUUCCAUCACUACGCGACGAUGGUGGAGGUUUUUCUGGAAAACGAAGUAGGCGGGUGCUUCAAACAUUUUAUUAGUGUGCUGGACGUAUUAGACAGUGAUGAAAAUGAUAUGAAUGAAAUGGAGGAGGUUGGAUAGGCAAAUGAAGAGAUAAUUGAAUCUGAUUUUGAGCUCGAAGGUGGAAUUGUUGAGCCUGAUAAUGGUCCUCCGCAAAAGAUAGGAGAUCUUUCUGUUAAGGUUAGUGAGGAGAAUCGCAUUGCUGCGCAGGAGGCCAAGGGGAAGGCUGUUGAAGCAAUUUCUGAAGGUGAGGUUAAAUCAUCUUUGCUUGGAAAAAGGGAAGACAUGACUUUUUGUUAUAAAAAGGUUGAUUUGCCGGAUAUGCUGGAGCGCAAUGAAACAAAUACCCAAGGGAAAACGGACAGCGGCAGAGUAGUAAGAUUCGAAUGGAAACUAAACUUGAUAAAAGGACAUAGAGACAUCCUGAUUUUUUAGAUGUCCAUCCUGGAAAAAAUAGGAAUAGAAGCAUUAGUCCUCCCAGGAGAAGCUUGAGAAAGAACCCGAGCAUGAGCAGAAGUGUUAGUGGAAGCCCUCCAUGUUUCAUUCGUGGAAGUAGGGUUUUAGCAAAAGUCCUAUUAGAAGUGGAAGUAGUCCUGCUAGAAGUGUUACCAGAAGCGCUGCAAGUCCUUUCUCAUGUUGUAAUUACUUCUUCGUUUUGUUUAUUGUGCAACGGCCACCUGUUCCAUGCUGGAAGAUUGGAGUGGUAUAGAUAGAGAGAAAGCCAAGGAAUACAUAAUAAGCUGUCAGAAGAAGCUGCUCUUAUGGACCUCCUAAAUUUUAUGUAUAGCAACACCUUAAAAGUUACCACUGCUACUGCUUUACUGGAUUUCCUGAUGGCUGCUGACAAAUUUGAGGUCACUUCAUGCCUGAGAUAGAGUGCUGCGAUUAUUACACGAGAUUCGUGAUGAUAUUAGUGAACAAAAUGCAGUAAGGAAUGAAGUAUGGGUAACAUUUCCUAGACAAGAGCAAGCUAUUAGUUAUCAAAAAGAACAUAGCAAUGUUUUUAUUUUUAGCUAUCAAGACCAUGUUAAUGGUCAGAGGAGGUUUGUUGUUUCAAGCUAUAAGGAGUUUUGGCGAAGGUACAAGAACAUGAAUCCCAAAUAUCGUCAUCAUUAUGAAGUUAUUCAGGAGGGAUUACCAUGCCACCUUUAUUUUGAUUUGGAAUUCAAUAAGAUCGAAAACUCAAACAACAAUGGUGAGGAAAUGGUUGAUAUACUGUUAUCACUUGUUUUUGAUUUCAUGAAUGAGAAGUAUUCUAUUGAAGGAGAUAAAGAGUGUGUUGUUGAACUUGAUUCGUCAACAGAAGAAAAAUUUUCUCUCCAUAUAAUCAUUUGUUUCCCUAACACUGCUUUUAAGAACAACCGACAUGCUGGUGCAUUUGUUGGUGAGAUUUGCUCAAGGAUACAAAAUGAAAGGGGAAGAGAUGGAAGAUUUGAAAAAUUGUUCAUAUUAAAAGAUAGGAACUCAUCUCAUGUGAAUAAAGAAGUUUUUAUUGAUAGAGCAGUGUAUUCCAGAAAUCGAUGCUUUCGCUUACCAUUGUCUUCAAAAGCACGAAAGACUUCUAUACUUGUACCUACUGGACGUUUUAAGUGCAGGUUAAUGAGUGAGGAAGAUAUGUUUAUGGCAUCUUUGAUCUGCAAAGUGGAUGUUGAUGUUCAAAAUAUUCUUAUAUGUGAAAUGGAUAUUGGUUGUUCAAACACUCUCCAAUUUGCUACACAGGUUCAUGUUAACUUCCAUAAAGAUUAUGGAGUCCCAAGAAAUCUUCUGUCAAAUUCUUGCAUAAUUGAUUCGUCAAGAAUAUUUCAGACAGGGAGAUCACUAUUUCCACUAUUGGAUAUGUUUGUAGAAUCUGUUGCCUCCUUAGGAAAUAUAUCAGGAAAAAUUCACAGUUGGCAUUGGUUUUCAGAAUAUGGUAUAAUGGUGUAUAAUAUGUCAAAAAAUAGAUACUGUGAGAGAAUUGGUAGACAACACAAAAGCAAUCAUGUUAUAUAUGUUGUUGAUCUAAGAAGAGCUAGUUAUUAUCAAAAAUGUCAUGAUCCAGAUUGCAGAGGUUAUCGCUCUCCACUACGUCCAGUUCCUGAAGAAAUUGUACCUGAUACAACUGUAUUUUUUGAGGGUGUUAAGCGUCACAAAAUUUAUGAGAAUGAUGUUGAUAACAAGACGAUAGGCAGUGUGGAUAGCUGCUUGAAAGAUGGUUGGUGGUUGGAAGCUGUAAAAUUUGCCGAAAAAGUUGAGAAAAAGACACUAGAUUUCGAUGUAGUAUCUUGAAUCAAAUUAUGUAUAGAAGCAAUACUUUUUGCUAAUGUAAAUAUGCUUGAAAUAGUAUGUAAAUAUUUGUGUUUGUGUCACAUAUUGAAGAAAUUGUGUAAUUUGUGUUCGAAACAAAUGUAAAUUUUGAUUUUUUAUGUA
Messenger RNA from Daucus carota subsp. sativus, 3179 nucleotides. RefSeq lists its product as uncharacterized. The transcript is spliced from 20 exons. NCBI's taxonomy places the organism in Eukaryota, Viridiplantae, Streptophyta, Magnoliopsida, Apiales, Apiaceae. Gene Ontology annotation, cellular component: mitochondrial matrix; nucleus. Bases 1860 to 3038 code for a protein of 392 amino acids. Gene Ontology annotation, molecular function: DNA-directed DNA polymerase activity; chromatin binding. Gene Ontology annotation, biological process: mitochondrial DNA replication; replication fork processing; error-prone translesion synthesis. The record is from RefSeq and is a predicted model, not a curated record.